AAGAAGUCCGUAGUUCCAGAAUAUGUGCCGUUGACACAAGAGCAAAUGCUAGAAGAAGCGAAGAUCACCGAAAAAUUAAAUGAAAGAUCUCUCGGUGAGUAUCCAUUUUCGAAAUGGAAUUGUGAACCCACAAAUAAUUCAACAGAUUUUGCCGAAAGAACUUUCAUAACUUUCCACGACAUUCAAACGUUUCGUAAGACGCAGACUGUCCCGUUAAAAGAACCAAAAUUCUGUGCCGUGACUGGACUGCCUGCAAAAUACGUCGAUCCCAUAACCAAGCUUCCAUAUGCAACCCCUGAAGCCUUCAGAAUUAUCAGGCUGUCAUAUUAUAAAUACGUGGAGAAAACUUGUGGUUCUUCAAGUAUGCAGAUCAAGGAGUGGUUAGAAGAACAAAAAAUAAGGUUUCAAGGAGAUCGUGCGACUACUCCAUGUAAAUCUGGAGAAUUAAUAGAAAAAAUCAGGUUCCUCCUAAAGAUUGCUGAUAUGACUGAAUUUAGCUGGAUUCAGAAUACGGCGAUCCUAAAUAUUCUAAUGCUUGAGCUACUUUUCCAAAUCGGAGGAGCGCAGCGGCGACGGAGCUUGGGCAUGUAA
Soboliphyme baturini is the source of this 591-nucleotide messenger RNA. The record is from the annotation of a GenBank genome assembly. NCBI's taxonomy places the organism in Eukaryota, Metazoa, Nematoda, Enoplea, Dioctophymatida, Soboliphymatidae.